ACUCAUCGUUCAACUCACCCUCAUACGAAUACAUUCAAUCCAAUUGUAGACAAUGACUGUCUCUCAAUUCUUAAACAAACUCAAACCCAAGGCCGAACAGGCCGAGCAUUCGGAGAAUGCCAUGCCCUCGGCAACGACUUCUGGCAAUGCUUCUCUGGCCGAGAAGAACGCCCACUAUGAUGACAGCAAAGUGCCCUACUUGACCUGGCGGUCAUUCAUCCUGGGUAUCAUUGCUUCCAUGGGUGGCUUCAUUUUCGGUUACUCUACCGGGCAAAUCUCUGGUUUCGAAACCAUGCACGACUUCCAAGUACGCUUUGCUCAGCACAACGAUAACGGCUACUACUUCAGCAAUGUCCGGUCCGGCCUGAUUGUCGGUCUCAUGUCCAUCGGAACCAUGAUUGGUGCCCUCGCCGCCAGUCCCCUUGCAGAUCGCUUCGGAAGAAAACCCUCGAUCACUUUCUGGUGUAUUAUCCACAUUGUCGGUAUGAUUGUGCAGAUUGCUACCACCAACAAGUGGUAUCAAGUCGCUGUUGGUCGUCUGGUCGCCGGUCUGGGUGUGGGUGCUCUUUCCAGUCUUGUGCCCAUGUACCAGUCUGAAUCUGCCCCUCGCCAUGUCCGUGGUGCCAUGGUCAGUGCCUUCCAAUUGUUCGUGGCUUUCGGUAUCUUCAUCGCCGCCUGCAUCAACUACGGCACUGAGAGCAUCCACUCCACUGCUGCAUGGCGUAUCACCAUGGGCAUCGGUUUCGCCUGGCCCUUAAUUCUCGGUAUCGGUAUCCUUUUCUUGCCCGAAUCUCCUCGUUAUGCCUACCGCAUGGGCCGUAUCGAAGAAGCCAAACACACCAUGAUCAAACUCUACGGUGUCCCCGACAACCACCGCCUGGUCGCUGAAGAAAUCCAAGACAUGAAGGAAAAGCUUGAUGAAGAACACGCUGCUGGCAAAGCUGGAAUUUUUGAGAUUUUCACUGGUCCCCGCAUGCUCUACCGUACGAUGCUCGGCGUUGUCCUGCAAUCCCUGCAGCAGCUCACCGGUGCCAACUUUAUCUUUUACUACGGAAACACCAUUUUCACCUCGACUGGUUUGAACAACAGCUACGUUACUCAGAUGAUUCUCACUGGCGUCAACUUUGGCGUUACCAUUAUUGGUCUCUACAUUGUCGAGCAUUACGGUCGUCGCAAGUCCCUUAUCGGCGGUGCCCUCUGGAUGUUCGUCUGCUUCAUGAUCUUCGCUACUGUUGGUCACUACUCUCUCGACCGCGCCAACCCUCCCAACACCCCGAAGGCCGGCACCACCUUGAUUGUGUUUACCUGCUUCUUCAUUGUCGGCUUCGCAACCACCUGGGGACCCAUCGUCUGGGCAAUCUGCGGUGAACUCUACCCUGCCCGUUACCGCGCUACUUGCAUUGGAAUCGCAACUGCAUCCAACUGGACCUGGAACUUCUUGAUCUCCUUCUUCACCCCUUUCAUCUCGGGUGCCAUUGACUUCCAGUACGGCUACAUCUUUGCCUGCUGCUGCUUUGCCGCUGCAUUGGUUGUAUACUUCUUCGUGUGCGAAACUCAGGGUCGUACCCUUGAGGAAGUCGAUACCAUGUAUAUCCAGCAUGUCAAGCCAUGGAAGAGUUCCAGCUGGGUUGCGCCCGAGCAUAUUCAUCGAGCUGCGGCUGAAGAGCCUGAAGAUAAGGCUGUUGGUGGACUUACCUCCGCCUAAUUCUGUUCUAUUGUUUUAAUUGGUUUUUUCGAUGUGAUGACUGUUUGUUUGGGACCAAAAAAAACGUGGCUUGUAUGAUACGAUUCCGCAUUGUUUAUUGUUGUUGUUGAAGUCAUGAUGCAUCAGGUGCGGGCAUUUGCUUUUGUUUUUUUCAUUUUUUUUUUGUUCUCGUCCUUUUGAUGAAAGCAAGUCUCUUCUCAUGAACAUACAUAUAUACAUACAUACAGAAUAAGUGUUGGAAGCUGGGGGAUAUUAAUAGGUCAAUCG
Talaromyces stipitatus ATCC 10500 is the source of this 1972-nucleotide messenger RNA. Its product is annotated as MFS monosaccharide transporter, putative. NCBI's taxonomy places the organism in Eukaryota, Fungi, Ascomycota, Eurotiomycetes, Eurotiales, Trichocomaceae. Gene Ontology annotation, cellular component: plasma membrane. Gene Ontology annotation, molecular function: carbohydrate:proton symporter activity. The record is from RefSeq and is a predicted model, not a curated record. Gene Ontology annotation, biological process: transmembrane transport; carbohydrate transport. The transcript has 3 exons. The coding region runs from base 53 to 1705 and encodes 550 amino acids.